Molecule: messenger RNA, 1866 nt
Organism: Saccoglossus kowalevskii
Lineage: Eukaryota; Metazoa; Hemichordata; Enteropneusta; Harrimaniidae
Product: pleckstrin homology domain-containing family F member 2-like
Biological process (GO): endosome to lysosome transport; endosome organization
Cellular component (GO): early endosome
Molecular function (GO): metal ion binding; phosphatidylinositol binding
Source: RefSeq, a predicted model, not a curated record
GUUUUGGCGGACUCCAUAUUAAACUCCGUUCUGCUCAAAUAACUGGAUUGGCUAUUCUAAUGUGCAUUGGGAAUCAAUCAAAACAUAAUCGUAUCUGAAACGAUCAAAAUAUUGUAACGAUAACCCCAGGGCUCCCCAAUCACGUGACCUUUAGGAAGAUCCAAGAUGGUGGACAGACUAGUGAACAGUGAGGCCAAUGCACGAAGGGUGGCCAAUGUAGAAGCCUGUUUUGGCAGCUCCGGACAGCCACUUAUGGUUCCGGGAAGGGUGCUUGUCGGAGAAGGCGUGUUGACAAAACUAUGUAGAAAGAAACCCAAACCACGUCAGUUCUUCCUUUGCAAUGACAUUCUCAUUUAUGGAAAUAUUGUAAUUAAUAAGAAAAAGUACAACAAGCAACAUAUUAUACCCCUAGAGACUGUUAGACUGAAGUCAUUGGAAGAUAAUGGAAAUCUUCAUAAUGGAUGGCAGAUUAUCAGUGCAACCAAGUCAUUUGCUGUGUAUGCUGCCACGGCAACAGAAAAGUCAGAAUGGAUGGCACAUAUUAAUAAAUGUAUCUCCGAUCUUCUUGCAAGAAGUGGAAAGAAAGUAGUUACAGAUCACUCACCAGUUUGGGUCCCAGAUUCAGAUGCUCCAGUGUGUAUGGUCUGCUGUAAAACAAAAUUUUCAACAUUAAAUAGAAGGCACCAUUGUAGGAAGUGUGGGAAAGUUGCCUGCAACGCAUGUUCCACCAAGAAGUUCCUGUUACCUCAACAGUCAUCAAAACCACUUAGGGUCUGUGAUAAAUGUUAUGAUCUUUUAUCAAGUGGGAAUGCAAGUGCCAAUGAUGACAACUUUAAUCCGGGGCCAGAUCCUCUGGUUGAUCAAGACUCAUCAGGUGAAGAUGAUGAUGAUGACGAUGAUGAUGAUGACGAUGACGACAGUGAUGACAGUCCUGCUAAUUCUAACAACACAACCCCAUCAACAGAAGUCGAGCCAACUUUUUAUCCUGGGAAUCAGCCCCAAGUGCAGGCAUCUGAUUGAUGCACCAACAACUAAUACACACCACUACAAGCUAUCAAACAAGAUUAUCCAUCAAGUUAAGGGGUCAUUUAUUUACCAGUGUUGCGGUAUUCCAUCCCUCCAGAGUGAAUUUCCUAACCCUUUUGAUUGUCACACUAGCACUAUAAAUUGUUCUGAUUCCUACCCUAAAACAUAAUAAAGAAUGCUGUUAAUCUAUUGUACAAAUGUCUUCACAGGUAUAUUAGAUUUAUGUAUCCCAUACUGCGUUUCAGUAAAAUAGAUUUUUCCAUCUUUCUGUUAUAAAAAUCAAAUACUGAAGUAGAUAACUAGCUGAUUUAAUCACGCAGAAUUCACCAAUGUUUGCUUCUUGCAAUAAAGAUUAUGUUAAGACACCAAUUAUGCAAAUGUUAAGUCUUUAAAUAACGAGUUAUUUCUAGCUCAUGUGACUAGGGAAUAUUUUGGGCAUGUAUCUAUGAGGUUAAGACACAUAAAUCAGUUAACUAUUUAUGGUAGGUACAUACCGUACUGACAUUUCAAUGACUUUAGUAUUUAGUAGUUUUUGUUUAUAAUCAUAUGCCACAAUACCGAAUGUUUAGAUAUGCCGGUAGCAACUGUAUCCAUACAUGAACACUGUGUGUUAAAUCCAGCUUGAAACAGAGAAACAUUUAUGAUUUAGGCAGAAGGAUUAAAUUAAAAAUUACCUCUGGUUUCAGGGCACAAAAACAAAAAAAAAGGUUUUACUCCUUAUGAUGGGGUUUCAAUUUUUUUUUGUAUUCAGAUUAUUCAAUACUACAAGAAUAUAUAUGUUUAACAUUUAUUGAAUAUUGUUUGGAUUAAUAAAACAUCCUCUGAAACUAAAAACAAAAA